AUCUGUUCCAACAUUUGCCUUAAUAUACGGAUGAUGCGAAUUAUAUAUGGCGCGAAAAUGUGAAAUCGGAUACAUAUUACUUAAAUGCAGCUCUGCCUAUCCCGUAGAGAAUCUUUGGCAAAUGAAUAAUACAUUGCAAACACUAUGGGGUGCCUGAAGAAAACACACACGAAUACUUGCCUUUCCGAAUAUAUUUGUCAGUUUUCGAAAGACAAUAUUCCAAAUAUGAACUUAAAAAAAUAUUUGUGUUUAAUUUAUCAUCUUUAAGACUUAGUCGAUACAAAAUUGACAUUAAACACCAUGAUCUCUGGACGGACAUUGUCUAAGACGGGCCUCAUUCUAGCGGUUUUCUCGCUGGUCCUACAAAUGCUUGGUUUCUCUUGUCCCGGCUGGCUUAUAGUAGACAUUGACCUGCAAGUUCUUUCUGCCACCGGGAACGGAGGUAUAGUGGGGUUUGGUCGGAUUGUUUCAGGAAGUGGACUAUGGUUUGUCCGUGUGUGCGUGCAUGGAACCGGGAACCUCGUGGCCACGUGUUCUACAGACAGUGAACAUGACACUUGGCAGAUGGGAUUUCGGCUGCAUCAAGCCUUCACUGGUUUGCAGUCGCUAGACUGGUUGGAGGUUCAGAUCGAGCUAACCUUGGCACUGUUCUUCUGCACUGUUGCUGUCCUCUUGGUGGCCUUUAGCUUGUGUAGAGGGUUCGAUCUCCCACUCAGACCUUCCUCAGCUAUCGCCGCUGUAUUGUCCCUCAUAUCAGUUGCACUCAUUCUACCGGUGAUAAUUAAGGUAGUCCUAGUGGUGCGUGAUGCUAAAGAGGCUUCUAAAGAUCUGAAAAACAACAAUGGAGAAAGUUUGGUGUCGGUUGAGGAUCCUUGGGCGCUUGUGCUCUCCGCUUGUGGUAUGUUCUUAGCAUUUGUGGCAAGUAUUGUUCUGGCUAUUUCUGCUGUGCUUAAAGAUGAGCGGAAGAAACCCACUGUCUCUCCUCUCAGUAUUUUAACACCCGCUAUACUGAGAAUGGGCAACUUCCCUGCAAGAAUAUCAACGAAGGACUUAACUGGUCAUCUUCCACCAUCGGCAAUAAUAGUUGAUCAGAUUGACAAUGAAAAUGACGGUCAACCAGCAAUUGGAAGGCAAGACACGGAGGUACUGGCUUUCCGAACAGGAAGGAUGCUUAGAGAAACGACUGAAUACGAGUUUUACCCGCCCCCUUUUGGACAGCCAACUGGAUCGACUGAACAUUUGGAGGAUACAACUAUUAUCAAUUCGAGACCGCCUUCUUAUGAACGAUUCAAAAGUGAUCUGAGUAUAAUUACUGGAAAUGGUAAAUAUGAGAGAGAGAUAGAAGACUUUUUAUCCCAAAAGAAUGUGACUUUAAAAAGGGAUAAUAGGGCAAAGAAUAUUAAGACUGAUGUAUCAAAUGAUAUCAAGGAAAGACAUACCACAAAUAAUGUUGACAUACCCGUUAAACCACUGAGAGUUAACAGACCAAGCCCAGCUAAUAUUCUGAAAGGAACUUACCAAGAUGGACAUGUACAGAAUUUGAAGAAUUCAUUCCAAAAAACGAGGACUGACAAAAUGAAUAAUCGCAACAAAGAGGAGACGCAACUGAAAGGUGGAAAUGAAGAAGAUGUUAAAGGAGAAGAUAUAGCAGGUAAAAACAGUAAACUGUCCGCUGAGUCUUCGAAAGAAUCAACUGUAGAGGUGAGAGAAGCUAAGAACAAUACCAAAAUGAACAAAGACAAUAAAGGUGAUCAUAUUGCAUCUAUUAGCACCGAUCACUCAGCUGAUAAACAAAAACAGCUCCCGUCUUCAACGGAGAACCAAAACAAUGGUAGAAAGUCUCAAACUGUUGGAAGGGUACCUGUACAAAAGAACGUCUCAACUUCUAUUGUGGCAAACAACAUUAAAGGCGACAAUGAAAAGGGCAACACAAAGGAGGUUAAAGAUAAAGUCCGUUUUGAUGCCUCCGAAAAGAAGGGCAAUGUAACAGAUGAUUUAAUGAAUGGUUUAGACAAGACAAAAGUCAACACAACGAAGAAAACUGUUGAACCGGAAAAUAAUGAACAAAAGGCAAAUAUGCAAAAGAUUGAGCCUGUAAAAGUGGACAAUGCGACAAAGACGAGCGAAACAAAAUAUGACAAAGUUAAUAUUGGCAGCAAAGGACAAACAAAGGAUAAACCAACCAAGCCAGCAAUAAAACCAUGGAAUAUUCAAAGGCGAUGAUCAGUUGGUCAAUUGCCAUAAAUCCUUGGAAUAUUUAAAUCACGUGGUCAAAUGCUAGCAAUAAAACCUUUGAACUAUUCAGAGGCGGUGAUCACGUAGCCAAUUGUUUUGAAACAUUUUAAUAUUUAAAUACAUUUUUAUCACACACUUACAACGCAAUCGGGUGAUAAUAUUUUCGCUUUGAUUACAACACAAUGCGCAUUUUCAAAUAAAGUUGCCUUAUAAUGUUUUGCAGUUUUGUCAAUGUUGCGUUUUUUUGUUUUGCAGUUUUGUAAAUGUUGCGCCUUUUUAUUUUCAAAUUUUCUGCACGUAGAUUCGUGGUUAAAGGUAUUGAACUAUUUCCCAGAGCUUUAUACAUGUAUAAAAAGUAAGUUAAAAAUAUCAAGUUCAAGUCAAAGGCGGCAUAUAAAUGUUUUCUUAAGUUUACAGUACAAUGUC
Molecule: messenger RNA, 2661 nt
Organism: Mya arenaria
Lineage: Eukaryota; Metazoa; Mollusca; Bivalvia; Myida; Myidae
Exons: 3
Coding region: 301-2223 (640 amino acids)
Source: RefSeq, a predicted model, not a curated record